This is a messenger RNA of Cololabis saira (Pacific saury), 996 nucleotides long. RefSeq names its product histidine-rich protein PFHRP-II-like. The transcript has a single exon. Lineage: Eukaryota; Metazoa; Chordata; Actinopteri; Beloniformes; Belonidae. The record is from RefSeq and is a predicted model, not a curated record. The coding region runs from base 1 to 996 and encodes 331 amino acids.
AUGCAACGUACCAAUAUCACCCAUCACACCAACCUCACUCAUCUCACCCAUCACACCAGUCACACCAAUCUCACUCAUCUCACCCAUCACACCAAUCUCACCCACCACACCAGUGACACCCACAAGACCAAUGACACCCACCACACCAAUCUCACCAAUCACACCCAUCACACCAGUCACACAAAUCUCACUCAUCUCACCCAUCACACCAACCUCACUCAUCACACCCAUCACACCAGUCACACAAAUCUCACUCAUCUCACCCAUCACACCAAUCACACCCAUCACACCAAUCUCACCCAUCACACCAAUCACACCCAUCACACCAGUGACACCCAUCACACCAGUCACACCCACCACACCAAUCUCACCAAUCACACCCAUCACACCCAUCACACCAGUCACACAAAUCUCACUCAUCUCACCCAUCACACCAAUCACACCCAUCACACCCAUCACAUCAGUAACACCCACCACACCAAUCACACCAAUCACACCCAUCACACCCAUCACACCAGUGACACCCAUCACACCCAUCAAACCAGUCACACCGACCACACCAGUCACAACAAUCUCACUCAUCUCACCCAUCACACCAGUGACACCCAUCACACCAAUCACACCCAUAAACCCAGUCACACCGAUCACAUUGGUAACACCCAUCACACCCAUCACACCAGUGACACCCAUCACACAAGUGACACCCAUCACACCCAUCACACCAGUAACACCCAUUACACCAAUCACACCCAUCACACCAGUCACAACAAUCUCACUCAUCCCACCCAUCACACCAAUCUCACCCACCAUACCAGUGACACCCAUCACACCAGUGACACCAAUCACACCCAUCACACCAAUGACACCCACCACACCAGUGACACCAAUGACACCCACCACACCAAUGACACCCACCACACCAAUGACACCCACCACACCAAUGACACCCACCACACCAAUCUCACCCAUCACACCCAUCACACCCGUGAUGAUUAG